UCAAAGCACUUUGCAAGGACUGCGUGGUAGAACGGUGUCGAAUCCUGCGACUGAAAAACCAGCUGAACGAGGACUACAAAACCGUUACAAACCUGCUGAAGAUAACAGUCAAGGGGAACGACGGGUUUUGGGUUGGGAAGGCGUCCUUGCGGAGCUGGCGUCAGUUGGCUCUGGAGCAAUUAAACGAGCAAGACGAAGACGCGGAGCACAGCAACGGCAAAAUGAACGGAAACGGGCAAAACAAAGAUGACUCCACUGAGGAGAAGAGAGAGGAGGAAGAGGAGUUAAAUUUUAAUGAAGACAUCGUUUGCCCACAUGGUGACCUGUGCAUAUCCGAAAACGACCGGAGGGUGGUUUCGAAGGAAGCCUGGGAGAAACUCAAGCAAUAUUUCCCAAAGGCCCCCGAAUUCCCGAAUAACAGAGAGUGCUGUUCCCAAUGCAAGAUUUUGGAGCGGGAAGGGGAGGAAAACGAAGCUCUGCACAAGAUGAUGGCCAGCGAGCAGAAGACUUCGCUCCAGAACCUGUUUCACGAUAAAUGCAGACCUUGCCUGGGCAGCUGGCCUCAGGAGACGGAUGAGCUGUACAUCGUUUCGCAGUUCUUUGUGGAAGAAUGGAGGAAAUUUGUCAGGAGGCCGACGCGCUGCAGCCCCGUGUCCUCCGUUGGAAACAGCGUUCUCCUCUGUCCCCACGGCGGCCUCAUGUUCACCUACGCUUCCAUGACCAAAGAAGAUUCCAAACUUAUAGCUCUGAUAUGGCCCAGCGAGUGGGAGAGGAUUCAAAAACUCUUCGUCGUGGAUCACGUCAUCAAAAUCACCCGGAGCCAAGCGGCCGGGGCCGGCCCCGAGGGCGUGCUGUACACCUCCGAGCCCCAGCUCUGUCCGGAGUGCAGAGAAGGGCUGUUAUGCCAACAGCAGCGGGAUUUGCGCGAGUACACCCAAGCGACCAUCUACAUCCAUAAAGUGGUGGAUAACAAAAAGGUAAUGAAGGAUGCUGCUAACGUGAGCAGCUCAGAAGCCGAAGAGGAAAGGGAGGAGAACAAGCCAGAGGGAGAGCAGGACCCGGAUUUUAACCAGACCAACGGCGGUGCGAAGCGCCAGAAGGUCUCGCACCAGAGCUACGUCACUUACCAAAAACAAGGCAUCAGGCGGAGCACCCGGCACCGGAAAGUCCGAGGGGAGAAAGCUCUGCUCGUUUCUGCUAAUCAGACGCUGAAAGAGCUGAAAAUACAGAUCAUGCAUGCAUUUUCAGUUGCUCCCUUCGACCAGAAUUUAUCCAUCGACGGCAAGAUCCUGAGCGACGACACCGCCACGCUCGGCAGCCUCGGAGUCAUCCCCGAAUCCGUCAUUUUAUUAAAGGCCGAUGAACCUAUCGCAGAUUACGCGGCGAUGGACGACGUUAUGCAAGUUUGUAUGCCCGAGGAAGGAUUUAAAG
Tauraco erythrolophus (red-crested turaco) is the source of this 1431-nucleotide messenger RNA. NCBI's taxonomy places the organism in Eukaryota, Metazoa, Chordata, Aves, Musophagiformes, Musophagidae. The record is from RefSeq and is a predicted model, not a curated record.